AUCUGACCACCAGAAGAAGAGCCACACACUCACAAAUUAAUAAAGAGAGAGAAGAGAGAAAAGAGAGAGAGAGAGAUUCUGCGGAGGAGCUUCUUCUUCGUAGGGUGUUCAUCGUUAUUAACGUUAUCUCCCUACGUCAGCUCCAGCUCCAGAAACAUGGGUGCAGGUGGAAGAAUGCCGGUUCCUACUUCUUCCAAGAAAUCGGAAACCGACACCAUAAAGCGUGUGCCGUGCGAGAAACCGCCUUUCUCGGUGGGAGAUCUGAAGAAAGCAAUCCCCCCGCAUUGUUUCAAACGCUCAAUCCCUCGCUCUUUCUCCUACCUUAUCAGUGACAUCGUUAUAGCCUCAUGCUUCUACUACGUCGCCACCAAUUACUUCUCUCUCCUCCCUCAGCCUCUCUCUUACUUGGCUUGGCCACUCUAUUGGGCAUGUCAAGGCUGUGUCCUAACUGGUGUCUGGGUCAUAGCCCACGAAUGCGGUCACCACGCAUUCAGUGACUACCAAUGGCUGGAUGACACAGUUGGUCUUAUCUUCCAUUCCUUCCUCCUCGUCCCUUACUUCUCCUGGAAGUAUAGUCAUCGCCGUCACCAUUCCAACACGGGAUCCCUCGAAAGAGAUGAAGUAUUUGUCCCAAAACAGAAAUCCGCAAUCAAGUGGUACGGCAAAUACCUCAACAACCCUCUUGGACGCAUCAUGAUGUUAACCGUCCAGUUUGUCCUCGGGUGGCCCUUGUACUUAGCCUUUAACGUUUCGGGCAGACCGUAUGACGGGUUCGCUUGCCAUUUCUUCCCCAACGCUCCCAUCUACAAUGACCGUGAACGCCUCCAGAUAUACCUCUCGGAUGCGGGUAUUCUAGCCGUCUGUUUUGGUCUUUACCGUUACGCCGCUGCACAAGGAAUGGCCUCGAUGAUCUGCCUCUACGGAGUACCGCUUCUGAUAGUGAAUGCGUUCCUCGUCUUGAUCACUUACUUGCAGCACACUCACCCCUCGUUGCCUCACUACGAUUCAUCAGAGUGGGACUGGCUAAGGGGAGCUUUGGCUACCGUAGACAGAGACUAUGGAAUCUUGAACAAGGUGUUCCACAACAUUACAGACACACACGUGGCACAUCACCUGUUCUCGACAAUGCCGCAUUAUAACGCAAUGGAAGCUACAAAGGCGAUAAAGCCAAUACUGGGAGACUAUUACCAGUUCGAUGGAACACCGUGGUAUGUGGCGAUGUAUAGGGAGGCAAAGGAGUGUAUCUAUGUAGAACCGGACAGGGAAGGUGACAAGAAAGGUGUGUACUGGUACAACAAUAAGUUAUGAGGAUGACGGUGAAGAAAUUGUCGACCUUUCUCUUGUCUGGUUGUCUUUUGUUUAAGAAGCUAUGUUUUGUUUCAAUAAUCUUAUUGUCCAUUCUGUUGUGUUAUGACAUUUUGGCUGCUCAUUAUGUGAUGUGCGAAAGUUAGUGUUCAAAUGUUUUGUGUCUGUAUUGUUCUUCUCAUCGUUGUUUUGUUGGGAUCGUAGAAAUGUGACCUUCGGACAGUAAAACUCUUGUGUACUAAAACUAUUUCCCUGUU
This is a messenger RNA of Arabidopsis arenosa, 1562 nucleotides long. The record is from the annotation of a GenBank genome assembly. Lineage: Eukaryota; Viridiplantae; Streptophyta; Magnoliopsida; Brassicales; Brassicaceae.